Molecule: messenger RNA, 1896 nt
Organism: Meyerozyma guilliermondii ATCC 6260
Lineage: Eukaryota; Fungi; Ascomycota; Pichiomycetes; Serinales; Debaryomycetaceae
Gene: LKH1
Product: bifunctional aminopeptidase/epoxide hydrolase
Exons: 1
Coding region: 1-1896 (631 amino acids)
Biological process (GO): proteolysis
Cellular component (GO): cytosol
Molecular function (GO): epoxide hydrolase activity; aminopeptidase activity; metallopeptidase activity
Source: RefSeq, a predicted model, not a curated record
AUGAACGUUAACGAAUUGCGGUCCCGGGCUGCGUCUCAGGAACAAGAUCCCUGUACAUUGUCCAAUUACCGUGGUUUCGAGGUAGUGCAGUCUUCAUUGGACUUGAAUGUUUCGUUCGAAAAGAAAAAUGUGUCGGGAACAGUAACUUAUGAAUUGAAAAAUCUCAAGUCGACAACUGAAGUUGUUCUUGAUACUUCGUUUUUAGACAUUGAACAAGCUUUUGUGGAUGAAAAGGCUGUGGACUUCAAACUUGAAGCUAGAAAAGAGCCUUUUGGGUCUCCUUUGGUGAUAAAACUUGCAAAUGUUGUAGAAAAGUUGAAAAUUUCAAUCAAAUUCGCUACCACUGAAAAUUGCAGUGCACUUCAAUUUAUUGACAAAGAAGCCACAGACAGUAAGGUUUGCGACUAUUUGUUCUCACAGUGCCAGGCUAUUCAUGCUCGUAGUUUGUUUCCAUGUUUCGACACUCCAGCGGUGAAAAGUCCUUAUUCAUUUCAUGUCAAAUCACCUUCAUACACCUUGAUGUCGGGAAGACCAGUCGAGUGUUCUGAGGAAAAUACUUACCGAUUUGAACAACCGAUUCCAAUUCCUUCUUAUCUCGUUGCAAUUGCUUCUGGUAACUUGGCAGGAGCGCCCAUUGGACCUCGUUCGACUGUGUAUACUGAACCUCCAAACUUAAAAGCGUGCCAGUGGGAAUUUGAAAAAGAUAUGGAAAACUUUUUGGUUGUUGCUGAGGACCUCAUAUACAAGUAUGAAUGGCUCAAGUAUGACGCAUUGAUUCUUCCGCUGAGUUUCCCUUAUGGAGGAAUGGAGAAUCCCAACAUAACUUUUGCAACACCUACUCUUAUCAGCAAAGACAGGUCGCAAGUCAAGGUGAUGGCUCAUGAGCUCGCGCACUCAUGGUCAGGAAACUUGGUUACCAACUGUACUUGGGAACAUUUCUGGUUAAAUGAAGGUUGGACGGUGUACUUGGAACGGCGUAUUCUUGGAGGAGUGGCCAGCUACGAAGCUAAGCAGAGAGGUGAAAAGGAUUACGUUGAUGCUGGUGAAAAAGUCAGACAUUUUGCAGCCAUUCUUGGUUGGAAUGAUCUUGUCGAUACAGUCAAAACAAUUCCAUCUCAGUAUACCCGGUUAGUAUGGGACUUGAAGACUGUCACUCCUGAUGAUGCGUUUUCCAAAAUACCCUACGAAAAAGGGUUUAGUUUCUUGUUUUAUCUCGAGACGGUAUUGGGUGGGACCGACGAAUUUGACCCAUUCAUGAAACAUUAUUUCAAGAAAUACCGCUACAAAUCGCUCGAUUCUUACCAGUUUAUCGAUACUCUUUACGAGUUCUUUGAACCAAAGGGUAAAAAAGACGUUUUGGAUUCGGUAGACUGGAAUACCUGGCUCUAUGGAGAAGGAGUUCCUCCUUUUACUCCAAAGUACGAUACUCGUCUUGCGGACGAAUGUUACCAUUUGAGAGACAAAUGGGCUGCUUAUGAGCAAAACAAGGGUCAAUUCAGUGCUUCUGAUAUUGAACACUUUGAAGUAAACCAGCAUUUAUUGUUUCUUGGUACCUUGACUGAAUUGUUCAGCAACAAGAAACCAGCUCCAGAAGUGUACGAAGAACUCCGCAAAGUAUACCAUCAGUACUCCGAGGCAAGCAAUUGUGAGAUUAUUGCCAGCUGGAACGAUCUUCUUCUCAAAUCUGAAAAUUUCAAGCCACUGGACAAAAUUGUUCAAAAUUUUGCAACCUGGCUUGGUACAGUGGGAAGAAUGAAAUUUGCUCGACCAGGUUACAAACUUUUAAAGGAUUACGUUGACAAGGAUCUUGCAAUUGCCACAUUCAGGAAAUUUGAGUCCCGAUAUCACCCCAUAUGCAAAGCAAUGGUCAGAAAAGAUUUGGGUCUUGAUAGCUAG